This is a messenger RNA of Pongo pygmaeus (Bornean orangutan), 2374 nucleotides long. It is a transcript of the gene BBIP1, whose product is annotated as BBSome interacting protein 1. Gene Ontology annotation, biological process: cilium assembly; receptor localization to non-motile cilium. The coding region runs from base 321 to 632 and encodes 103 amino acids. Gene Ontology annotation, cellular component: BBSome. The transcript is spliced from 5 exons. NCBI's taxonomy places the organism in Eukaryota, Metazoa, Chordata, Mammalia, Primates, Hominidae. The record is from RefSeq and is a predicted model, not a curated record.
GCCCUUGUCCUUUCCUCAGUUCCUCUACGCCGUCUCCCGCCCACUGGGCGCCGCUGGCUAGCCGGGCUACAGAGUAAGCCUCCGGCAGGGUAGAGUGACAACUCCCCGAUCGGAAGUUACUGUUGAAGCUAAGGCGGCCAUAACUGAUAAUGGCAAAAGGAGAUUCCUGGCUUCCUGUUUCCAGGGUGACGUAGAUUUUUUUUCCUUCGCCAGUCUCACCGUUACCCGGGGCAACAGCUGAGCCGUCUGGGAAGGGCUGCAUCUUUUCUUCUGUAUGCUUGAGUCAAGAACUCUCAGUCAUCUUGGUAAUACCGGGUUGGAUGCUUAAAGCUGCAGCAAAAAGACCAGAACUUUCAGGGCUUCUCAAAUUUAAUAACUGUGGAAUCUUAUCAGAAAGUCCAUUAACAUCUCAAAGAACAACGUGGUUAUUGUAUCAAUCAUCAUCCUUUAUACCAGGAUUUGCAUAUCCUUCAAGAUGCCUGAAGACAAUCGGAGGGGUAUACAAGCAAGCAAGGAAAAAACACUAUAUCCAACAACUUAGAUAUGGCGGAAGUGAAGUCGAUGUUCCGGGAAGUUCUUCCAAAGCAAGGGCCAUUGUUUGUGGAAGAUAUAACGACAAUGGUGCUGUGUAAACCCAAACUUUUACCCUUAAAAUCUCUGACUCUGGAAAAACUAGAGAAAAUGCAUCAAGCAGCACAGAAUACAAUUCGCCAACAAGAAAUGGCAGAAAAGGAUCAACGGCAAAUAACCCACUGAAUGAUAACUGAGCACUUUAGGGAACAACCUGCCUUAUCCACUAUUUAACAAUAACUAGAAAAUAUGCUUCUGUGUGCUGAAAGUAGUAUGUGUUACUAUUCUCAAUAAAAUUGAUAGUAUUCAUAGAAAUACAAAAAUAUCCAAGAUUGAUGAAAUUUGUAUUGGGAAUGUAAACACUCUGGUUUGUAUUGAACAUAAACAGUUAAACUAUGAACCAAGUUUUAUGGGGUUUAAGUCAUGUUUUUAGAAUUGCAAAUUAAAUUAUCUGUUCACCAUUCCUAUUGCUAUCUUUUAUAGAUUAACAUUUUUGGGCACAAGGGACUAAAUACAACUUUUAUAUACAGAGGAUCUUUACAUGUUUAUUAAAUCUGAAUUUGAAGAUACAUUCCAAUCUUGCAUAAAGUGUUUGUUGGGCUUUUACAUUACGUAAUUAAAAAACAAAAAUUUUUAACCAAUUUUAUGUGCCAUGUCACGUUUAAUGCUAUCUUGUGUGACCAGAUCCCACCAGUAAUGACAAAACUGUCUUAAACCUCAUUUUUUUUUUAUUUGAGACAGAGUUUCACUCUUGUUGCCCAAACAAGAGCAAUGGCACCAUCUCGACUCACUGCAACCUCUGCCUCCCAGGUUCAAGCAAUUCUCCUGCCUCAGCCUCCCAAGUAGCUGGGAUUACAGGCAUGCGCCACCAUGCCUGGCUACUUUUGUAUUUUUAGUAGAGACAGGGUUUCUUCAUGUUGGUCAAGCUGGUCAUGAACUCCCAACCUCAGAUGAUCCACCCACCUCAGCCUCCCAAAGUGCUGGGAUUACAGGCAUGAGCCACCGCGCCCAGCCCUUAAAUCUCAUUUUUAAGAAACCCUCACCUUUUCUGUAGUCAGCUAAGCUUUUAAUUACAUUAAUUUUAAGCACUUGAGAAUAAAAUGACUGCAUUUAUCAUCCAAGUGUCAAACAAUUAAAAACCUAAAAAUGGUAACUAUAUUUAUAUAAGCCGAGGUAAUAUGGGCUUCAUAAAGCCCAUGAGGUAAAUAUGAACAUUAAACUUGGUUUUAAUUCUAACAGACUAUAUCUAAACCUGUAAGCAGUAUACUCCUAACAGUACCCUCAUAAAUUCUGAAUAUAAUUCUUGUUUGCUGCAGUCAAUAUUUGGCAGUUUAAAUUAGCAUAGACCUUGAGGCCUUGCUGAGUUAUUAGGCUAUGUAAAAGAGGUUAAAAAUAUGAUCAUUCUUUAUUGUUAAUUGGUAAUAUUUUCUCAUACAUUAGGUAAAUGUCAAGCUUUGGGUCUUUGGAGUAUAACUUUUUGUAACACUAACCAUUAUUUGGUAACAGAAUUUAAGGAUGAUGGAAUGAUGGAAGGUAUUACAUAUUUCUAAAACUUAAUUAAGCUCUAGGUCAGAUAAUAAUGGAGUAAAGUGACACCUGCAUUUUUUUCCCCAGUGUAAUCUUAAUUUACUAUUGUAUUUUUCACUUUAAAUUUUGUAGGGAAAAAAAGUUUUCAAGGGAACACUAAGAUUAAAUUGACUAGGUUCAAAUAUGCUUCCUUAUGAGAUUCAAAAUUUACUGUGUGAAAUUAAAGUUUAAGAGACCUAAAAUAAUGUACUCCCAAUAAAGAAUCAACACUGCUUCA